UCUUUAUUUUGUGGUGCAGAGGAUCAUGUUCAUUUAAGUCCUUACUUGUCCUACAUCAGUGGAGCAUUAGCAGGUUGUGCGGCUACUGUCGGAUCAUACCCGUUUGAUCUUCUAAGAACCUUGCUAGCUUCACAGGGGGAACCUAAGGUGUAUCCAACUAUGAGGUCUGCAUUUGUCGAUAUAGUUAAAACUCGUGGAUUUAGAGGAUUGUAUGCUGGAUUGUCACCAACACUGGUUGAGAUUGUUCCUUAUGCAGGCUUGCAAUUUGGUACCUAUGACACAUUUAAGCGCUGGACCAUGAUGUUGAACCAGUUUAGAUCGUCUAGUGCAGACUUAUACAGUACAGAUAAUAGUCUCACAAGCUUUCAGCUUUUCCUCUGUGGUCUUGCUGCUGGGACAUGUGCCAAUUUUGUCUGUCAUCCAUUUGAUGUGGUCAAGAAAAGAUUCCAGGUAGAUCUUUUGACAUCCUGAACUCUGUACUACUAUCAUUCAUCUGGAAUUAGUGCUGUACAGAGAUUUUUCGCUAAGAGUAUAAGGGAAGAAGAUUUGAUUUAAUAUGCUUUAUAUGUGAAUGAUAAUGCAAUGAAAAUAGAUAUAUAAAACUUCAUUUUUUUUGGGUUGUUGUAGAUUGAAGGACUACAGAGGCACCCAAGAUAUGGGGCUCGAGUAGAGCACGGUGCC
Molecule: messenger RNA, 681 nt
Organism: Rosa chinensis
Lineage: Eukaryota; Viridiplantae; Streptophyta; Magnoliopsida; Rosales; Rosaceae
Product: mitochondrial thiamine diphosphate carrier 1
Exons: 3
Biological process (GO): thiamine pyrophosphate transmembrane transport
Cellular component (GO): mitochondrial inner membrane
Molecular function (GO): thiamine transmembrane transporter activity
Source: RefSeq, a predicted model, not a curated record